Molecule: messenger RNA, 922 nt
Organism: Orbicella faveolata
Lineage: Eukaryota; Metazoa; Cnidaria; Anthozoa; Scleractinia; Merulinidae
Biological process (GO): heterophilic cell-cell adhesion; establishment or maintenance of epithelial cell apical/basal polarity
Cellular component (GO): plasma membrane; protein-containing complex
Molecular function (GO): carbohydrate binding; calcium ion binding
Source: RefSeq, a predicted model, not a curated record
CAACUUUAUCUUACAACUUUACCUUGCAGUAAAAUUAACAGAUCUGCCAGUUUUGAGACUUGCUCCAAUGCAGGGCAAGGGCUAAUAGAGUUUGGUAAAUGUCAACGAAAUUUGGCAAGACUAAAAAUUGUAAAAUUGUAAGUGGAAUUGAUGACGGUAUUUUUUGCAAUAUAAACAAAAUUCGAUUAGUGCGGAUGGGUCCUAACAUUUAUCGUUCGCUGUUUGAACAGAAUUAAUAAACAGCGAGUAAGGGCAUUGAGGUGUCCUCCACGUGUUUGUCAAGCAAGUUCACAGCUUUAGUCCUGCUGUGGUUUAAAGAAUGGAACUCGGCCCCCUGGAGCUCGGCAGGCACUUGCUUCUUUUGGGGAUAAUAGUGUUUACAACAAAUGCUUCCAAGGUUGUUGAUGUACGUGGUAAAACUCUCAGCCGAGACACAGAUAAAGGAAUGGCUUACGCCAGAUUUAAGGCUCACAAAUUCUCCCUCCUCAACAUCACCAACAUUGGUUCGGAUUAUGUUCUCAAAGGUAGCGAGUGUGGGCUUGCUUGUGUUAACAUGCCGUCAUGUUUCUCCUUUAACCUGGCUUCAUUCUCCGAUAUCGUCAACGGGAAAAUCUUAUGUGAGCUGCUCCCAUCCGACAGAUACAACAACUCCGCAAAACACGUUGGCAGCAAGUUAUUUCAGCAUUAUAGCAUCCUGUCUCCAUGUAUCAGCUGGCCUUGUCAGAACAAUGGAACUUGUGUUGCACUUUACGAGAAGAACAGCUAUAUGUGCGUAUGUGCCAAGGGAUUUACAGGGAAAUAUUGUGAAACAGGUAUGGAACGGGUACUAGCACCUCAUUUCUUGUGAUCGAAAACAAUCAGAUUAUAUAUCUGUCCGAUGUUCCAAAAACAUGCCCACAGAUUUGAACCCCUCCAUUCAUGU